GGAGAUUCGAUUUUUCGUUUUACUAUUUCGUCGCUGUUUUACUCGUGUAUCAUCAGCUUUGUUGGUGACCUGUGACCGUAUUUUGGUGCUCUGUAUUCGAGUAAGCUGUGAAGACCAAGACCCAAACAUCUGAUCACUUCAGGGAAGAUGGCGCGUUCGCGCUCAUCGUCGGCAAGGAGGAGGCGCAGGCACUCUGCAUCAUCGUCAUCAACAUCGCAUGGGAAGAAGCGUGCAAAACGAGGGAGAUCAAGGUCACCUCGGGAGAGAAGGCACAGGACUAGAUCUCCAUCGCCAAGACGAAGAAAGACGGAGUCAGAAUCACCAAGGACAUUCGUACGAACACCAUGGGAGCAGAGGCGAAAUGAUUUUCCCCCUCCAGGAAACAAAGCUUGGUUUACAGCGGACCUGAGUGAGGAAAUCUUCGCGUUGAGACGUGAAGUGGAGAAAUUGAAGAAGACCAUCAAGCAACUGACCUCAAAGGGAGCAAACAACAAGAGACUGUCGCCGGGUGGAGGUACUGGAGCCAUCGAGCACACCGCAGAGAAGGAGGCUGGACCAAGCGAGCCGGUGAAAACUGCAUCGCCAGUCACGGCAGCCGAACUCAAGACGUGGAUAGAUAAAGCCUUGGAAUCGGCUCUUCCAAAGAAGACAGGAACAAAGGCGGGCAAGGUAGCGAUCACAGAAGGCAGGAUCGACACUGGGAAGCAAGCCGCCACAGAAGAAGGGAAUGUGGAGAAGAUGGUGUCUCAGGUUUGCAGAGACGUGAACGAGAUCAAGCUCAUGAAGUAUGAUCUCGCGGUAGUGAAGGGCGCCCUGAAGAAGAUUAACGAGCCUACCAGGAUACUGACCCCGCACGUGUCAUCAUCAGUGAACCCGAGACUGUACAAAGGAUCGAUGAUGAUUGGCGGGCCGUCCUGAGUGCAUGUCAGUCGAAGCGAGCUGAGUCAGCUGUUUCCCCCACAUCCGAAGAGAGGCCGCACGAAGAUCAAACGACAGACAAGAGCGAGUAAAACCAAGCAAAGCAU
Molecule: messenger RNA, 1025 nt
Organism: Chara braunii
Lineage: Eukaryota; Viridiplantae; Streptophyta; Charophyceae; Charales; Characeae
Source: the annotation of a GenBank genome assembly